Messenger RNA from Musca domestica (house fly), 6078 nucleotides. Its product is annotated as eukaryotic translation initiation factor 4E transporter. Lineage: Eukaryota; Metazoa; Arthropoda; Insecta; Diptera; Muscidae. The record is from RefSeq and is a predicted model, not a curated record. Gene Ontology annotation, molecular function: mRNA binding. Gene Ontology annotation, cellular component: cytoplasm; nucleus. The transcript has 2 exons. Gene Ontology annotation, biological process: negative regulation of translation. The coding region runs from base 888 to 5105 and encodes 1405 amino acids.
CUGUGAAUGAUUUCUCUAAAAGUCAAGAGCUGUAAAAGAACGUCGCUUUAUUGUCACUGUGAACAUUUUUAUAAUGUUAAUUCCUUUUCAAGUUGUGGAAAACAAAUCUCAAAAAAUAUUUUAAAAAAGUAUUUUGCCACUUACUGUGUAUAAGUUACAUAUUUCAUAAUAAUAAACCGACUGUGAAUUAUUUUAUGUUGAAGUGUGGGAAGCGCACAUGAUGAAUACAAUCGAAAAGUAUCAACACAAAAGAGUGUGAAACUGAAAAGUCAGCGAACGAAAGACAGGAGUGCGAAAGCAGCUGUUAAACUAUAGGUAGACAAAGAAUUGCGGACGAAGAAAAUAUAAUUUGAUAUAGCCAACACAUUUUUGUGUACUAAAUACGCCAUCACAUACUCUAAUUGGGGACAAGGCGCAUACGAAAGAAGUAUUUUGAAACAAAUAUUAGGCGAUGCUAGGUGAAAGUGAAAAAUGAUCUGAAUAUUGGGAACGCAAUGCAAAUUUUCUUUAUUCACCGUAAGUUCCGUUCUUAUUGUGAAUGAAUGGAAAAAAAUUUUGCCAAGUAUUAACAGAAAAAUACGAAUCGUGAACAGCAGCGAACAGCACGCAAAAAGAAGCAAUAGAUGAAGUGCAAAAACACAGCAGCAGAACAAAGAAGAAGAUAACCAAGAGCAAACACUACAACGACGUUGACCCACUACAGAAGCAAAAGAAAAAGUGCAAAGAAAAGUAAAAAAGCUGUUGUCCAUGCCAGGGAAUACGUCCAUCCAACCAUCUGAUAUAUAGAAUUGCAUACGACAACGAGCAUAUCUCUCCAGGAUAGAGGAAAAACAAUCCAAAAACAACAAAUAGAGCAAAGGUUAAUCAGUGAGUCUGACGUAUUGACGAUGUCUGCUGAACACGACGUGGCAAUAUCUGGACAAUCCUACAAUGAUCAACAGCAGUGCGAACUCAAUGAUGUCGGUAAUAUCACACAAAACACCUCCAAUGCCAUUUCCGAUUGUGAAGAUAACACAACAACGGCGGCGACGGCACAAUCUUCAGUGACAAAUGGCGCUACGACAACAGAUACAGACCUUAUACGUUAUUCACGACGAUCACUGUUAGCCCUACGAAAAGAACAACCUUCGCUGCAACAUCCCGAAUGUGCAUUAAAACCGGAAUUGCAAAUUCUGUCCAUAUGGACGUGUCGUUUACGCAACGAACUACAGUAUUUGGGUUUGUGGAAGGCACCGAAUAAUGGCAAUCAGUACGGCAAUUGCACAGGGGGUCCAGGUUGCUGUUCCAAUGAAGGUGGCUGCGAUGGCAUGACCGGCGACGAUAUGUCAUAUGAUUUGGGCAGUGACGGUGCUGGCGGUAGUGGCUAUGUGGGUGGCCUACACCAGCCACCGCAUUUGAUGGGAGGGCCACCGUCGUUGCUGGCCAGUAAACGUACUGUACGUCCAAGAUUUAUGAAUCCUCAACGUGGCGGCAUACAUCCCGCGGGCUCUUUAGGCGGGAGUAGUGGAGGUAUUGGUAGUUAUAUUGAUCAUCGUAGCAUAUCUUCCUCACAUUUAAUGCCGGCCUUUGUCAAGCGUCGCUCGGGCAAUAUUCCUGGCAAGCCAGUCGACGGACAAGCGCCUCCCAAUCUUCGUAGCACUAGUGCAAGCAGUGUUGGCGGAUACAGUGGCGGCGGAACUAACAACGACAACGACAGUAGUGAUGGCAACGAAGAGCAUAAAGCUGCUGCUGAUUCCCAUGGUCUAACUGGUGGUAGUAAUCUCAAGCGAAAAGAGCUUUUAAAACCUAUUAGUAUGUAUAAGGGCUCUCCCAAUGCGCGAUCUAAUAAAGAUGAUCCCUAUGCGGACACUCAGCCGGGUUGGAUGCCGUCAAUGUCUAAGCUGAACCCAGAAUAUUCUCCAUCUGGCAACAAGACUUCAGGUCCUGGGGGCGCUAACAACAAGAGACUAGUCUAUGAGCGUCGUAUAGGCAGUGGUCGCCUAAUGCCUCGCGAAGACAGUUGGGGUGAUAUGCGACCACCUGGUGACAGUAAACGUGGCGAUAAAGAAAAAUUGCUACCGCCACAGGGUAAAUACAAUGACAAUGGCGUUGCCGGAGGAGGUGUAGACAAAAUGAAUCUUCGCAAUACCUCAGUCCGUUUCGGCGGUGAUGCCCGGAAUACCGAAAGACCGCAUUAUGAACGCCAUGCUUUGGUGGACGGAGGCGAAACGGAUAAGUACGAUAGCAGUACUGCGGCAAGUCAACGUACUAUGUUAUUUCGGAGUCGAGGUUUUUUGGGCGGCAAUAGUAAUGUUCGUGAACAUCGUGAUUUUAAGGACUUUCGUGAAGCGAGAGAUUUACGAGCUGGCACUCCUCGUGAAAGGCGAGAAUCACGAGAUUACAAUAGAUACAGUAAAGACGAACCAGAAUGGCUUAGUGAAGGUCCAACCUCUCAACAUGACACAAUCGAAUUGCGUGGUUUUGAGGAAAUGGAUAUGGCAGAAGUGGCAGAGGCUGCAACAGCAAAUGGUGAUAAAGACCGACAAAUCGGAAGCGAAAGAAAAGAUUCGGAAAGUUCCUUGUUCAAUAGUAGCAGUAAUUUGAAUUUGAAUACAUCAACCAAAGAGAAAGCUAAUGGCUCACACGAAACUCUAAACUCUGAUGCUAGAGACAAUGAGCUCGAUGCUGCACAAGAUAAUGCAAAUUCUGUCGAACUCAAAGAAUCGUCGCCUAAAGAAAAUGUGUCUGUGAAUUCUAGCCUGAAUGCCAAUGUAGAUUUGGACAAUACAAUGGAAAAACAAGCUGAACAGGUAGUGGCGGCAUCUGUUGCUGUGGCCGCCGCCGAAGAUGCUGCUGCAGUGGCUGCUGCAACCGUCUCAGUUCCAACAAGCGAUGCCGUGAAUAUAACCGAACAGUUUUUUGAACGAUUCCUUAAUAUCGAUACAUUGGAGAAUUCUAUUAUUGGUGGUGGUCAUCAUCAAUCACUGCCAUUUAACGAAUCUGCUGGAUCAUCACGUUUUAGCCGUUGGUUCCGCAACAGCAGUGAGACUAACAACAACAACAACGAUGUGACAAAUGACAUAUCUUCACCACAACCGGCAGAAGAUAAACGACACCCGCCAACAAUUUCGAAUACUGAUCUAAAUGAAAAUCAUAAUGACGUAAACUCAUCUUUGAUGGCAUUUUUCAAGAGUGGAAAUGUGCCAACGCCGGAGCUACCGAAAGGCUUCCCCGCCAUGCCGGCACCUCUUAGUGUUGGAGAAUUGGAGGCUAGAAUGCGCAAAAUGGAUGCCGGUGUUGGAGAGAGAGGAAGUGAAAUGGGUGGCGGUUUCAUAAUGCAUGGACAUCCUCCACCUCCCACUGAGCUACAAAUGCGCAACGCCGAAAAUGGCCAGCAAACAAACGAAAUGUCCGGUCAAGAUAUUGGAGCUUUCCAAAAAUUAUUGGAUCAAUUGGGCAAGCCUAAAGUGGACAUACCAAUGAAUUUAAUGAUACCUCCUGGUGGUGAGCAACAUAUGCCUAUACCAACACCAAUUGGUAUGUUACCUCCCGGUAUGAUUCCACACGGAUUGCCACAUCCAACACCUCCACCGCCGCUUAAUAUGCUGGAUCAUGAAGAUAUGCUAAAGUUGAUGCAUCAGCAGGCUAUGAUGCGACGUCAUCAGACAAUGUUAAAGAUGAUACCGCCACAACACCAUCGUAUGCCACCACAACAGCCAUCGCCUCAGUAUCAGACACAGGGCGGAGGAAUGGUCAAUAAAAAUAUGCAAUUGGGUGGUCAUCAUCCCCACCUUAUGUCACCAAUUAUGGGAAAUCCAUUGCAGGAACAGGCACCACAUCAGCAGCAGCAACAAUCCCAGCCUCCAGCCCCGCAGCAGCAACAACAGCCUAAUCCUGGUGAUAUUAUGCUUGGCUUGCAACAGACUAGACCCGUACAUUCUCCUACACCACUAGCUUUUACACCAACAUCGGUUUUACGUAAAAUGACAGCAGAGAAAGAUAAUAAUGCUCAGCAAACGCCAAUGCCCAUGGCAUCGCCACAGCAGCAGCAACAACAGCAAUUGCAACAUCAGCAGCUUCAGUUGCAGCAACAACUUCAACAACAACAACAGCAGCAGCAGCAAUCACAAAUGUCCGGACAUCCGAUUUCAACUCCACCUCCUCUGCCACAACAUAUGAUUAAACUCUCCCAACAGCAACAACAACAGCAGCAGCAACAACAACAACAGCAGCAACAACAACAUCAGCAAAAACAACAACAGCAACUUCAACAGCAUAUUAACCCGCCUAGAAUGAUACUCGGAGCUGGCAAUCCACAACAUUUGCAUCAGCAACAACCUCAACAAAUGCCACCAAAUCCAGAAGUUGGUAGUCCUCAAAUGUUGCCGCCACAUUUAAGAAACCAACAACUUGCAGGUUUGAAAUGGCCACCUGGCUUUAUUGGUGGUCCAGCCGCAACAGCUCAUCCUUCGAUGAUGAAUGCCGCCAUGAAUAAGCCGAUGGGACGGCCCAUACUUAAGGGUCCGGUGUCUCAAGUCCUCCAACAUCCACAGAAUCAACUUAAUCCACAGAUUCCCAAUCACUUGAAUGACUCUCAAAAUGCUCAGAAUCCAGCUAAUGUGGGACAAAUGCAGCAAUUCCCACAACAACAACAGCAACAGUCCCAUCCACCACCACAAGCAAUGUUGGGCGGACAUCCCUUCCCUGCGCACUUUUUGCAAAAUCAGUCGCCUCAGAAUAAUCACCAACAACAACAGCAACAUCACUUGUUCCAACAACAACAACGCUCAUUGGAAUUACAACGUCAACAACAUCAAAUGUUCCAACAACAUCCAUUCUUGGACAUGGCCGUUGCUGCCGCUGUUGCCCAGCAACAACAACCACAACUCUCCCAUCACCAGCAGCCACCAUCAACCAAUAAUGACAACAAUUCUGCCACGAAUUUAAAUUACCAAGCAGACGGACGUCUGUCCCCUACAAGCAAUGUGUUGGCUCAAUGGUUUUCUCCUGAGGUUUUGGCCAAGGCUUCUGCAGGAAAGCUGCCACUGUUGAACAUGAACCAAGCCCUAAGCUUGGAAGCAUUGGAAAAGAGUAUACAACAUUCCUCAACGCCUGUACACAAUUAAAAAGAGAAACAUAAAAAAAGAAAACAUGCUUAUAACUUUAAAUUAUAAUAAAAUUGAAAAAGAACAACAACAAACACACAUAAAAAGUUAUUGUAAUUAGUUGGAUAUUGAUACAACAACAAGAGCCCAAUUUAAAACACACAAAAAACAAUCAAUUCAUUUUCCUUUUAUUUGUAAAUUUUGAAUUCGACAAUUUUUUUUCACAAGUUUGUGCCAAAAUGUGGUAAAUAAAAAGAUAACAAGAAAGAAAUACCCAAAAAAAAAAAGAAACCAACAACAAUUAAUGACGUCUUAAUAUAAAUUCGAUAUUACGGGCAAGGUGGCCAAAUAAAAGGCAUACUUUCGAACUGCUCAUAGAGUCGAUGGCAAGAUGAAAACAAAGCACUCUCGUGUUUUUACCUUUGAUUAAAUUAUUAUCUCCAUGUGUAACGUUUUAAUAGCGAUUCUCAGUUUUCUUAAUCACUACUUGAAAAAUCAAGUAAUCUGUAAAAUAUACUCUACGAUAGACAAACAACUGUAUUGAUUUUAAAGAAGUUCAUUCUCCAAAAGACAACCUGCCUGCCUGCCUGCCCGCCCGCCAGCUAGCCAAUCAGCCAAACAUUCAAACAUGAGAAUUAACCAAGUCCACUUCAAAGAGUUUUGCUUGCUUUGUCUUAGAAUGUUAUUCAUCUUUGCAUAUUUCUUUUAAAUGAGUAAUUAAAUAUUGAUUUUUUUCUUAUUUCCUCUUUGUUUAUAAUUAUCCAUAAAUAUUCAUUUAGAUCAAGAUUAUAUUCUCAUUCAAAUUUAUUGUAUUUAAAAAAACGAACUAAACUUAUUUUAUUAUAACUAUUAUUAGUAAUUGUAAAAAGUUUGCUAAAUAAUUGAAAAAAAAAAAAAAAAAACGGAAAUAAUUUCAUCUGUUUUGAUUUUAAUUUUUUUUCGAGAUUGAUGAUAUUAUAAAAUAAUAAAAACAAAAAUAUGAAACGACUGAUAA